This is a messenger RNA of Ylistrum balloti, 1011 nucleotides long. RefSeq lists its product as uncharacterized. NCBI's taxonomy places the organism in Eukaryota, Metazoa, Mollusca, Bivalvia, Pectinida, Pectinidae. The record is from RefSeq and is a predicted model, not a curated record. Bases 1 to 1011 code for a protein of 336 amino acids. The transcript has a single exon.
AUGACGUCACACCACCAAAUGAAACAAAGUUCAAGCCAUCUUGACGAGUGUGCAACAUGCCGUCGCCGAGCUGCACGAAUGGAGCACACAUUGGUGAAAGAAGUGCCAAAGAGAGCACCACCUCCAAGAAGGCCCAAGGUAAUCAACAAGAAAAAGACAACAUUUAUUCCAAAACAAGUCGGCGAGUUUCUGUCACUAGGCAGUGCCUUCAUAAUAUCCCAUAUCCAUGCAUUUUCCCAGGAUCUUGCAUACGUUUGGCACUAUAGUGAAAAGAAAAUAAUGAUUGUAAACAAAUGCGGCGUUAUCGAACAGACACUUAAAAUUGACGCUAAGAGUGACGUCAUUGAUAUCUGUGUAUCUCCACACAGUGGAAAUAUAUGGUACGCAUGUGGUGACGGAACCAUUAUUGAAUUGAUGAAAAACAAGACAAGUUUAGAAAAAUUUCGUGUCGGAUUUGAACCGCGAUGCAUGUGUUUAUCAUCAAAAGACCAAAUUCUACUGGGAAUAGAAUGUAACAUGAUUAUAUACGAUAAAGAAGGAAAUAUAGUGACGGAUUUUCAGAAAAUCAAUCCAGAUGUUGACUUGUCCGGAUUUUGUCCCAGUAACAUAGCACAAUGUCCUUACACAGACUGUUUCUGUGUGUGUGAUUAUUUCCACCAUUAUUUCAUUCUCCUAGACUCAUCCCUCCGAAUUAUCUGGUGGUUUUACGGGUCCACGGUGACGGACGCUGAAGGUGUGGUCAAGGACACUGGGUAUUCCAGUCCAGACCUGUUUUGGCCACACACAGCAGCGUUUGACUCGGAUGGAACAAUCAUUGUUGGAAACAAGGAUGAUAGCAACGCCUUAAUAGCAAUAGGGCGUGACGGUCGCGUGCUUCAGGUCAUCUCGAAGGAGGAAGACGAACCGUAUGCUUUGUGUCUACACAAAGAUGGACUCUUGUGGGUAGGACUGGACAUACGACUGGUCAAGGUUUAUAAAUUAUCGGGAAAACAGAUAACAAGUUGUCGGUAG